AAUUUUAUACGAUUAAAAUUAAAUUGAUUUUUUUAAAAUAUGUACCAAACUCAACUUCGUUAUACGAAAAUUCUGAAGGUAAUUACCCAGAAAGACAUGAACCCAGUAAAACGGGAGUAUUUGAUCAGAUAGGCUGUAAAAACCGGGUUUAGUAAAAUAUAAGUUGAAUAUGGAGGUAAAUACAAAGUUUUACUCUUGGGUUUUACAGUAGUGAGAAAUGUGUUAAAUGUUCGAUGUUAAACUCCAGUUUUAAUGAAUCAAAGUAAUACACUCACGGAGAAACAAAUAUAUUACAUACAUUAAACUCUGAGACAGGCUCCCAAUAUUCUUCUCCGUAUUCAUACAGUAAAACGUCCGUAAAAGACUGGUAAAAUACAGGGGACGCAACUCUGGUUGGCCGUUAUUUUCCCUCAUUUCACACUUCUUCCGCACUCAUAUUAGUUAACGAUCCUCCAUCAAUAUUCUCUUCAUUUAACUGAAUUUACAAUGUUUUGCAUUGUCCAUUUUACGGAUCCCAGUGAUAACAGUGUGCAAAUUGUUCCUGAAAUUUGGUUGGAUGCUACCAGAAAAUUUUGCUACUGGCCAGCCGGACCCAAAGCAAAUAAAAUUGCUUCCAAGUUAAUUAGUCAACUUGCUGCUCCACAAGAAAAUUGGCAACUGCAUCCGAUUCAACUUAAACGUAGCAAUGUUCGAGAUUUGAAGGAAGGAAAAGCCCUAGAAAAACGUGCGGAGGAGGAAUCAAAUCUCGAGUCGUCAUCGGAUCAUUCUGGGGGGACAUCUUCGCGAAAGAGAAAGAUAUUUGAAAGAAAGAUAAGCAUAAAAAAGAAUAAGGGGAAUGAGGUAUCGUUAGAGGAGGAAGACAAUCUGAGGUUAUCGCCCGCAUUACCAUCAGACGAAGAUGAAGGACCUACAGAUCACGGGUCAUUUUUGGAAUCAACAACCGUCACCACUCCUCCCGAAUCUGUGCCAGUGAAUUCACAAAUAUUUUCGCCUCCGGGGGAAUCACAAGUUAUCGAAAUUUCUGUAUUCCAAACUGAGGAAGACUUUAUUGUGAACAAUUCAGCCGACGGCGAUCUGGGCCAAGAAUCUGAAGAAGGAAAACUACCACCUGGGACAACUCUGCUAACUUUGUAUACACGGCAGAUCGCGCUCGAAAAAUAUCUGCUCACUACCGUCCGUGAAUUAAAGGAUGAUAUUCAAGAGCUACUUAUUCGAACUAAAUCGACCUCAACUAGGGUGCAACUCAAUGUCCCGGUAAAAUUGCCACUUGAAUCUCUGACGGAUAUGAGAAGCUUGGAACACUGGAUGGCUGAUAACAAUCAUAAAACCAGCUUGGUUGACAUGUUUUCAUCCUUUGGGGGCAAGACACCACAGAAAGUUGUCACUGGAAUUCUGCAACGUCUAUUCUCAAAAGAAUUAGCGGUGCAAACAAAUUACAUUGGGGUUCACAAUAAAAUUUGCUUCAAAAGUUCUCCAUUAGCUGCUGCGGUUCUAGACGGAGCUUUGGAAAAUCCAGUUUGCCGUGCUUCCAAGACGUCAGAAAUUGUUGCCUUCAUUCAGACUUGGCUUCAAAAUUCUCGGCCGCCGAAAUCCCAACAGUCACCAGAUAAUAACUAAUCCUAAUGUCGUCAUAUCGAUCCAAGCGCCGCAGAAUCAUCAAGGAUGUUCAGUCCACUAUUAAUUCGUUAAGUAAAAUAAGUCCUGAAGUUUUGGUUACUCCAUUAAGAAGUGUGCCAUCCUAUAAAUAUGAUUUUUCUUUGGGUAACAGCAAUAUUCACAGUCUAGAAAAUGUAGUAAGUCCUUCAAUUGAGUUGACACCAUCGUCAGCUUCUUCUCAAGUUAGCCUGAAACAUGCAUUAUCGCAUUGGGCAAUUUCAUUUAACAUAUCUCAUAACGCACUAGAUUCUUUAUUGCCAGUUUUAAAUAAUCAUCUUCCGGACAAUGAAAUUCUUCCCGUAUGCGCCAAAACAUUAUUACACACUCCGAGAAAAAUAACCGUGACUUCCAUUAAAGGGGGGAAAUUUAGUUAUUUUGGUAUUAAAGAUCAAAUUCUUAGGGUUAGUUGUUCUAGUUUUAGAAAUGAAUGUAAAUAUCCCUUUUUAAAAACAUUUGUAAAUUUAAAUGAUUCAAAUGAUUUAUUGUCAAUAACUGUAAGCACGGACGGAUUCCCAGUGUGUAAGAGUAGCAAUACGCAAAUGUGGCCAAUUUUAUUUACAAUUGACCAAGUCAAAAAUAUGUCCCCAGUACUGGCCGGUUUAUUUUGCGGCGAGAGUAAGCCAUGUUGUGUUAAAGAAUUUUUAAAACCAUUUAUUGAGGAGGUUAGAGAUUUAGAAUUAAAUGGGCUCACUGUUGAUUCUGUUAAAUAUAGAUUUCGAAUAAGUGCAAUUAUUGCAGAUGCGCCUGCGCGUAGUUUUAUUAAGGGGUGCAAAGGGCAUAAUGGUUAUCAUUCUUGUGAGCGCUGUAUUGACGAAGGUGAAUACAAUGGGCGAAUUAUUUAUUCUGUUAAGUCUAGUACGCUUCGAUCUGAUGAAUCAUUUAGGGCGAAACUUGACAUUGAUCAUCAUGUGUACGACUCACCAUUGGCGAUACUUAAUGUUGGAUUGGUUAGUCAAGUCGUUAUAGACUCAAUGCAUUGUUUUUAUUUAGGAAUUAUGCGUAAACUCUUAAAUAUUUGGAUUUCUGGGCCCAUAAAAAAUCGUAUGCAAUCUAAGAAAGUUUUCGAAAUCUCGGACUAUUUAUGUCGUAUUUCCAAACAUGUUCCUUACGAAUUUAACAGGAAGCCGCGCUCAUUAAAAGAUAUUAACAGGUUCAAAGCUACAGAGUUCAGACAACUUUUAUUAUACACAGCUCCAAUGGCCUUUCGUGGCAUUCUUUCUGACGAAGCCUAUAUCCACUUUCUAAAGCUUCAUUCAGCUGUAUAUAUUUUAUUAUCUAACAACGCUCAUGUGGAUGAGUGGAAUAAUUUAGCAAAAAGUUUAUUAGAAAAAUUCGUUAGUGACAUGAAAAAUAUAUACGGAGCAACACAAAUUGUCUAUAAUGUACAUAGCCUGUUACAUAUUUCAGAUGACGCAAAACUUUUCGGUAGUUUGGAUAACGUUAGCGCAUUCCCAUUCGAAAAUCAUUUGCAGUUUUUAAAAAAACAAGUCAGAGGGAAAAAACUUCAGUUGGAGCAAAUAGUUAAACGAGUGGAAGAAGCCCGUAAUUCUGAUUAUUUGCAGUCAAAGUCCGCCAGAUGCAAAAAUUAUGUACAAGGUAAAAAUAAAGUAAUCCGGCGAUAUUUUUUAGAAAAAUUUAGCAUUGGUACAAAGUUUGGUGAUAAUUGCUUUCUGGAUGGGGAAAUGAAUAUAGUUCUCGUUAAAUCAAUAACAAUUGAUGACAUAGGUAAACCUAACUUCAUUUGUCAAAAAAUUCUUACUCGAAACACUGUGGGUAUGUAUCCGAUUAAGAGUAGCAAAUUAUGUAUCUAUAAAUUGUCGUUAAAUUUAUCUAAUGAUUUUGUACUUAAUAGUAAUUUGUUGUUUAUGAAAUGCGUUUUGUUACCGUAUAGAUUAGAUUCUAGUUGUUACUAUUGUAUCCCGAUGUUAAAUAAUUACAUUAAUCCUAGCCGUAAUGGAGUUUUGUUAACUUAACUUGUAUAGCGUAAUUUUUUUUGAUUAUUGAAGAGAUAAUAAAUAUGUACAGAUUUGAAAACAA
This is a messenger RNA of Folsomia candida, 3693 nucleotides long. RefSeq lists its product as uncharacterized. Lineage: Eukaryota; Metazoa; Arthropoda; Collembola; Entomobryomorpha; Isotomidae. Bases 487 to 1617 code for a protein of 376 amino acids. The record is from RefSeq and is a predicted model, not a curated record. The transcript has 6 exons.